UGGCCCGGAACUGCUUUCUGGACUCCAGCGCUCUGGAACCACCGCCUCCCAUGGCUUCAGCCUCAAAGUAAGGCCGUCGGGACGCGUGGCACGGCUUGGAAUGAAGUAGCCGCCAAAACCCCUCGCCAGUUGGCGCUCGGGCCCCGCCUGCGCAGUCCUCUGGCUACGUGGGGUCAGGGACAGCCUGCUGCCCCUCCCGUCGCACAGCAGCCGCUCUGGCUAAUGCUCCGGCUACGCCUGCAGCCACGUCCCUCGGCUUGGGCUCCUCGCAGCCCUCGCCGCGGAUCGCUGGGCACCAGGGACCAGCAACUAGAAGAUACCGACCGCCCGACCCCAUCUACUCAGGCGCGUGUGCGAGGGACCGGCCAGGAGCCCUCCGCCGCCCCAGGGAGUCCACGGGGAGGCCGAGCUGCACACAGGAGCGUACAACCGGCACCGCCGCUUCUCAGGCAGGCGCGUCUCAGGGACCCGCCAGCCCGUCCUGGUGCCCGGCUCCCACCGCCCCGGGGGCGCGGGGGCGCCACAACUCCUGACACCAGACGGCGGCGCCUUCUGCAGACGCUUUCCAGGAGCCUUUCCGUGGGAACUGCGAGCAAGGAAGGAAGGAGGCAGGGAGGAAGGAGCGAGGCGACGACUAGUACUCGCCACGCACCCACCCGACACCGGGGCACCGGACCGCUUGAUCCCACGCCCGGCGGGGAGGGCAGCGCCCUUGGAACCAGGUGGACCUGGAAUUUUCUAAAGAUCCCAGAGCUGGGCGGGCUGCAACUCGGUGGCCGGGUAUCCCCUAGGGCUGGACAGACCUGCCGACGCAAAUUCCGGGGCCCUUAGGGCUGGUCCCCUCCCGGCCGGACUUGAGGCCCCAAGGACGACUCUGGGACCCCCAGGCGGGUCUGGA
Messenger RNA from Sciurus carolinensis (gray squirrel), 898 nucleotides. RefSeq lists its product as uncharacterized. The transcript has 2 exons. The record is from RefSeq and is a predicted model, not a curated record. Lineage: Eukaryota; Metazoa; Chordata; Mammalia; Rodentia; Sciuridae. The coding region runs from base 223 to 831 and encodes 202 amino acids.